Molecule: messenger RNA, 743 nt
Organism: Tribolium madens (black flour beetle)
Lineage: Eukaryota; Metazoa; Arthropoda; Insecta; Coleoptera; Tenebrionidae
Gene: PGRP-SC2
Product: peptidoglycan-recognition protein SC2
Exons: 4
Coding region: 91-657 (188 amino acids)
Biological process (GO): innate immune response; peptidoglycan catabolic process
Molecular function (GO): N-acetylmuramoyl-L-alanine amidase activity; peptidoglycan binding; zinc ion binding
Source: RefSeq, a predicted model, not a curated record
UAAUCCGACAAGGGGAAUUACAUACUAAAUAUUAUUAUAUAAAUGAUUGUUUAGCAACUUGGCUAGUUUGAGACACAAUUUUGUAACAAAAUGUUCCGACUUGUUUUACUUCUAGUAGUUUUUCCGUACUUGGCUCAAAGUGCAUGCCCUACGAUUAUUUCCCGAUCAGAAUGGGGCGCAAGGGCGCCGAAAUCAUCCAAAAGUUUGGCUCAAAACCCAGCCCCAUUUGUGGUGGUCCACCAUUCUGCCGAUGCCAAUUGCCAAAAUCGACAGUCGUGUAAAAAUCGCGUAAAAGGCAUUCAGGACUAUCACAUGAAUCACAACGGUUGGCAAGAUAUCGGCUAUAACUUCUUGAUUGGAGGUGAUGGUAAUGUUUAUGAGGGACGCGGAUGGGGUAUCUGGGGGGCUCAUGUCCCAAACUAUAACUCGAAUAGUAUCGGAAUUUGUGUUAUUGGAAAUUUUCAAAGCAUAGCACCGUCGCAAACACAAUUAGAUGCACUGAAACAGUUAAUUUCUUGUGCCCAAGAAGGGAAUUAUAUACGGGAUGAUUAUCGGUUGAUUGGGCAUCGGCAAGGAAGCAGAACUAGUUGUCCUGGUAACCAAUUAUUCAAUGAAAUCAGUAGAUGGGCACAUUUUGACGCUGGUGUGCGGCCAUAAUGAUUUAAAAAAUAAUUGCUCAUACAAAAUUACUGCUAUAUUUGUUUUACUUUAGCUCUAAAACAAUAAAUUAAAAUUAAUAUCAA